Molecule: messenger RNA, 1001 nt
Organism: Hyaena hyaena (striped hyena)
Lineage: Eukaryota; Metazoa; Chordata; Mammalia; Carnivora; Hyaenidae
Gene: HMGN3
Product: high mobility group nucleosomal binding domain 3
Exons: 6
Coding region: 24-557 (177 amino acids)
Biological process (GO): chromatin organization
Cellular component (GO): nucleus; chromatin
Molecular function (GO): nucleosomal DNA binding
Source: RefSeq, a predicted model, not a curated record
GGCGUGCCCUCGUGGAAUUUAGAAUGUUUCCGCAGCCAAUGGGGCCUCGCGGCCGGCUGCCGGGGCUCCUCAUUGGAGGAGAGAGGAGGCGAGCGAGUAGAGGGCCCCUGGAGGGAGCCGCGGAGGUGCAGGUCGGAGAGGCCGGGCUACGCCGUGCCCUGCGCGUGAGCAGCUGCAGGGGCAGCGGCAGCAUCCGGCGGCGGUGUCUGCAGUUCCACCCCGUUGCUUUACUUUUUAGCUGCACGAACGUAGUCAUUAUGCCGAAGAGAAAGUCUCCGGAGAAUACAGAGGGCAAGGAUGGAUCCAAAGUAACUAAACAGGAGCCCACCAGAAGGUCUGCCAGAUUGUCAGCGAAACCUGCUCCACCCAAACCUGAACCUAAACCAAGAAAAACAUCCGCUAAGAAAGAACCUGGAACAAAGGUUAACAAAGGUGCUAAAGGGAAGAAGGAGGAAAAGCAAGAAGCUGGAAAGGAAGGUACUGCACCAUCUGAAAAAGGUGAAACUAAAGCUGAAGAGGCACAGAAAACUGAAUCUGUAGAUAACAAGGGAGAAUGAAUUGCCAUGAAAAAUUGGGGUUGAUUUUAUGUACCUCUCGGGGCAACUUUUAAAAGCUAUUUUUACCAAGUAUUUUGUAAAUGCUAAUUUUUUAGGAUUCUACUAGUUGGCAUACAAAAAUAUAUAAGGAUGGACAUUUUAUCUUCUCAUAGUCAUGCUUUUUGGGAAUUUCCAUCAUCCUCAAGUAAAAUAAAUAUCAGUUUAUUAUUGAAAGCUAUGUGUAAGAUUGAUUGAGCAUUCCAUGCACUUGCUUUAGAAAUUGGGUCCUGUGGAUACUGUGGUGUUUUUACCGUGCAUAUUUAAAUUUUUCACGCAGUUUUUCUAGAGCAAUAAUCAGUGGUGCUUUUGUACCUAGGUUUUAUGUGGUUUUAAUGAAACAUGGAUAGUUGUGGCCACCUGCUGACUAUUUGUGGUUUAAAAUAAAAGGUUUUCUUGCCUGUGAAA